This is a messenger RNA of Gopherus evgoodei (Goodes thornscrub tortoise), 1126 nucleotides long. It is a transcript of the gene TMEM14A, whose product is annotated as transmembrane protein 14A. The transcript has 5 exons. Lineage: Eukaryota; Metazoa; Chordata; Testudines; Testudinidae. Gene Ontology annotation, biological process: regulation of heme biosynthetic process. The coding region runs from base 196 to 501 and encodes 101 amino acids. Gene Ontology annotation, cellular component: mitochondrial membrane. The record is from RefSeq and is a predicted model, not a curated record.
GGCUGUGGGGGCGCUUCCCCCUGCCCAGCAAGGAGCCCGGACGCCUGGCUGAGAGGCAGGCGGUGUCGGUGGCUCUGCGCCCUGCAGAGGAGCGGGGAAGGCGGGGAGGAGCUGCAGUCUUCAGCCAGGACGCGGGAGAGGAAAUGAACGCGGAGCUACUAAUGCCCGGCGGAGGCAGGCGCGAGAGUGGUGACCAUGGCAAUUGACUGGAUUGGGUUUGGUUAUGCGAUAGUGGUGGCUCUUGGCGGUGUUGUAGGAUAUACUCGCAAAGGAAGUAUAGUCUCUUUGGUUGCUGGUCUCUUCUUUGGUUUGAUGUCUGGUUAUGGAGCAUAUUGUGUAACACAUGACUCCAGAGAUGUGAAGAUAUCAUUUUUUUCAGCUUUUAUACUGACCAUUGUAAUGGGAAUGAGGUUCAAGAGGUCCAAGAAACUAAUUCCAGGUGGUCUAAUAGCUGGUUUAAGCCUUUUGAUGAUUUUGAGAUUGGUUUUUCUGCUGCUGUAAGAGACAACAGCAACUAAGGACUGAAGUACGAAUAUCAUUUCCCUUCAACAAGCAGACAAGCUCUUUGUACUUGAAGUAUGUCUGUCUUUUUUUUUUCUUCCACUGUAAAAGUUAACAAAUACAUCUGAAAUUUAAUUCCUCAAAGUUCUUUGAUAUGUUGAAAGCUUUUUUAAUUAAACAAGAAGGUUUUUGAUAGUUUCUUUCUUGUAUCAUUGUUUUCAUUUAAGCAAUUUAUUGUCUGGAUUUUUUCCCCCCAGAGGUGCUGAGGGGGCAUAGCACCACUAAGAAAUCAGUGGAUGUUAGAAAUGUUCUGCACCUUUGAAACUCGAGCUGCGUGUGGAUGUGUCACUAAACUAAAAAGGGGAUAGCAUUAAACCAUAAUCUUUAAGCGUCUAAUAUCAGGUAAUCAAUAGAAGCUCGAUGUAACAUGCAAACUAAAGUCUUGUCAGUACUGAUCAUGUAAUGCGCUACACUUUAUCAAAAUCACUAACAGAUGAGGGUAUGUGCUUGUGCUCCAUAUUGCACUAAAAUAUAUUUUGUUUCUAAACAUGUAAAUAUCUCCUUCCAGGAGCUAGAGAAUGUAUAAAUUGUUACCAGUAAUCAAAUAAAAGAUGGAACAUAUUAA